Messenger RNA from Cucurbita moschata (crookneck pumpkin), 1807 nucleotides. RefSeq names its product UBP1-associated protein 2C-like. Bases 82 to 1401 code for a protein of 439 amino acids. The record is from RefSeq and is a predicted model, not a curated record. The transcript has 2 exons. Lineage: Eukaryota; Viridiplantae; Streptophyta; Magnoliopsida; Cucurbitales; Cucurbitaceae. Gene Ontology annotation, molecular function: RNA binding.
UUUAGGAAUUUGUAGGAUUUUCUUUAGGGUUUACGCUCUCUUCCCUGUGUUCCCUCCCUUCACGUCGUUCUUGACUCGACCAUGGACGUCGUUAAGAAGCGAAAGAUGGACGAAAACGGCGUCCCUCUUACCGACUCCGACGAUUCUUUGUUAAAACUUUCACCGGAAGAUGCUCGCAAGAUCAUCGAACGGUUCACUCCGGAUCAACUCAUCGACAUUCUUCAAGACGCGGUUUCCUGUCAUUCGGAUGUGCUUGACGCAGUACGUUCUGUUGCUGAUCAAGAUGUUGCUCAGCGUAAGCUCUUUAUUCGUGGGCUUGGUUGGGACACUACGACCGAUGGUCUCCGGAAGCUUUUUUCUAUAUAUGGCGAAUUGGAAGAGGCCGUCGUUAUUCUAGAUAAGGCCACGGGGAAGUCGAAAGGGUAUGGGUUUGUUACGUUUAAGCAUGUUGAUGGUGCUCUACUGGCUUUGAAAGAGCCGAGUAAAACGAUUGAUGGGCGUGUCACUGUGACUCAAUUGGCAGCUGCAGGAAAUACUGGGUCUAACUCCAACGCCCCCGAUGUGUCGAUGAGGAAAAUUUACGUGGCUAAUGUGCCGAUUGACAUGGCUGCUGAUAAAUUGCUUGCGCAUUUUGUUCUGUACGGGGAGAUUGAGGAAGGGCCUUUGGGGUUCGAUAAGCAGACGGGGAAGUGUAGGGGUUAUGCAUUGUUUGUCUACAAGAAGGCGGAGGGUGCACAAGCGGCGUUGGUGGAUCCGAUUAAGACUAUUGAAGGGCGACAAGUAAGCUGUAAAUAUGCCAAUGAUGGAAAGAAGGGAAAGCCUGGAGGUUCUGGGCCUGAUGGCGUUCAGGGCUCUGUUGGUAAUCAAGGUAAUGUUCAUGGAGAUGGGAUGGGUAUGCCUUCGCAGGCUCCGAUGCCUGGUUCAAUGGGUGGACAGUAUGGGGGACCUGGCGGUCUUGGAUCAUACGGUGGGUUUUCAGGAGGUCUCCAUGGUCCACCACAGCUUGGGCAUAAUACGCUGAACUCGUCGUUGGGACCAGGCUUGUCUUCUAUGGGUAGUCAAACACAAAAUUCUCUGAAUGGUACUGGUGGGUAUGGUGGUGGGCUUGGCGGCGGCCCUUACGGUGGUGGAUACGGUGGUCCUGGGUCAACUGGCUUUUCUGGUCUGAGUGCUGGUCCAGCCGGCGGCCAGGGAAGUUCCGGUGCUGGAACGGGAUCUGGUUUGUACAGGUUGCCCCCGAAUUCUGGGGGAGUUCCUUCUAAUGGUUAUCCAGAUAGUUUGCCAUAUAGUUUAUCGUCUUCGUCUGGUUAUCUAAAUCAGCACCCACACACCACGGGUACAUCACCGGCGCCCCGAGUGCCGCCUGGGGGCAUGUACCCUAAUGUGCCGCCAUUUUAUUGAGGUUUAUAAUAACUUCUCUAUGUGGCUGUAUUUGUCCUGCAACCUGUGCCUGUAUGGCUACCCUACAUUUGGCUUGACUAUGUGCGAGUGACAAUGAAGCUCGAGCUGUUGCAAGGCCUCAUGGCGAUACUCCUUGGGAAGGCAAGUGAUAGCAAUAUUGAUUUUCACAAAGAGGGUGAACAAUCUACACGACAACCGUGCUGCAGCUUGCGAUCGAGCAUGGAUUCUCAUGUCUACAAUAGAGAGAUCUAAAAAAAAAGAGGAAGGGAACAUGCAGAGAUGUUUUUUUUUGCUAGCUAAAUAGGGAGGGUGACAGAAAUAUAUUCACAUUCUGUUACCCUGCUUACUAUAUAUGUAGAAUGUGACAUUGUAAUAUUAAAAUUGAGUUUUUAGAAAUUAUUUUUAA